GAACAGGGGAAGAAAGCCUCCGUUUCUUUCUCGCACACUUUGCUUCCUUGUGCGCGGCGUUUGCGUGAGGUUGAGGCCGGGGCUGGCUGGAUGGCUCAUGCGGCCGCCGUCGCCGUGCUCGCCGUCGCCGUCCUCCUGGCCUGCUUGCCGCCCGCCGCCGCCUCGUCUUCCCGGGCAGCACCGGCAUUGCGACGGCUGGAGAUGGCGGCCAUGGACACCGCGCAGAGCCUGCGGGAGAAGGCGGACGUGACCAAGGGCGCGGAGGAGGACUUGAGCACGACGGGGUUCGGCGCGGAGUCCGAGAGGGAGGUGCCCACCGGCCCGGACCCGAUCCACCACCACGGCCGGGGGCCCAGGCGCCAGUCGCCGUGAUCGCGCGCGCCCGGCAGCAGCGGAGGAUCUUCGCUUCAUGGUGUUGAUCUUGAUCAGUUGGACGUGAACCGGAUUCCACGAUGACGGUUGUGUCCUUUUUUCGUUAUGGAAUCUGUGAUCGAUGAUGCACUUUGUGUUUUGAUUCUAUUGUUGUUGUAGGGGAGACAGUAUCAGAGCUAUCAUCAAAACUUUGUUUUUGCAUACCAAGUUAGGGAAAGGGAAUACAGUUCAUAAUAAUUGUACAACGGAUGGCAUUUUAGUUGUUCUUCCUCUCAUAAUCUUACUAAUCUGCUUUGUUGCUAAUUAUUUCUUUGCCUUUUUCUUGGGGGUGAAAUUUGGUGGUUUUGAUUUAUGAAUGGGCAGCUUGUUGCUGUUUUAAGCAUCUUUGAUGUUGAUGCCUGAUUAAUUGUUC
Molecule: messenger RNA, 784 nt
Organism: Phragmites australis (common reed)
Lineage: Eukaryota; Viridiplantae; Streptophyta; Magnoliopsida; Poales; Poaceae
Exons: 3
Coding region: 91-372 (93 amino acids)
Molecular function (GO): receptor serine/threonine kinase binding
Source: RefSeq, a predicted model, not a curated record